Messenger RNA from Papaver somniferum (opium poppy), 480 nucleotides. RefSeq names its product acidic leucine-rich nuclear phosphoprotein 32 family member B-like. Bases 1 to 480 code for a protein of 159 amino acids. The transcript has a single exon. The record is from RefSeq and is a predicted model, not a curated record. Lineage: Eukaryota; Viridiplantae; Streptophyta; Magnoliopsida; Ranunculales; Papaveraceae.
AUGGAACCUACCAAUAAUGGUCGUGUAUUUAUGUCAACUCUGAAAAACCUAGAAAUGCACCUACAACUAAGAACAGAUCUUGUCAAGCACAUUGCUGCGCGUCCUGGUACAGGAGGCCAGGCAGCGGACUUGUCUAGUUUGGAGGGUUUAGACAUGGAAUACGUGGUACUUCCAUCAUCAGAUGGAGAUUAUGAUGAUACAGACUUAGAAGAAGAAGUUGUUCCUGGUCAAAACGACGAUGGAGAAUUUGAUUAUUAUGGAGAUUACAAUGAUCAAAUCCCAGAUGACUUUGAACAUGCAGUUGAACAUUUUUAUGGAGACAUACAUGUAGAAGACGAAUAUGAACAUGAUGGAGAUGACGAUGAGGAUGAUGACGAUGACGAUGAGGAGGACGAUGACGAUGAUGAGGACGAUGACGAUGAUGAAGAGGCUGCGUACAAGGAUGUGGGUAUGUAUGAUGAUGAUGAUGUUGAGUCAUAG